Molecule: messenger RNA, 1405 nt
Organism: Microplitis mediator
Lineage: Eukaryota; Metazoa; Arthropoda; Insecta; Hymenoptera; Braconidae
Gene: cpb
Product: F-actin-capping protein subunit beta
Exons: 4
Coding region: 194-1015 (273 amino acids)
Biological process (GO): barbed-end actin filament capping; negative regulation of filopodium assembly; actin cytoskeleton organization
Cellular component (GO): F-actin capping protein complex; cytoplasm
Molecular function (GO): actin filament binding
Source: RefSeq, a predicted model, not a curated record
UUUGUGUUCACCAAUCACUGUUCACUUCGACACACCCUUCAAGUGUUAGUUUUUUUUUUUCGAAUGCAAGUGAAACAGUCAACAAUUAAACAAAAUUUAGUGAAAAAUAAUAUUUAUUUCAUUUUGAAUUAUCAUAUUUUAUUUAAAAUAGUUGUGUAAAAAUUUUAAUUAGUGAUUUAGUAACAUUGAUAUAAUGAGUGAACAGCAAAUGGAUUGUGCCCUAGAUUUAAUGAGACGGUUGCCACCUCAGCAAAUUGAGAAAAAUCUCAGUGACCUCAUUGAUCUUGUACCUUCCUUAUGUGAAGAUCUCUUGUCAUCAGUGGAUCAACCACUUAAAAUAGCUAAAGAUAAAGAAUCUGGUAGAGAUUAUCUACUGUGUGACUAUAACAGAGAUGGAGAUUCAUACAGAUCUCCAUGGAGUAAUACAUAUGAUCCACCGUUAGAAGAUGGCUCUAUGCCUUCAGAAAGAUUGAGAAAACUGGAGAUUGACGCAAAUCAUGCGUUUGAUCAAUACAGAGAAUUGUAUUUCGAAGGUGGAGUAUCAUCAGUUUAUCUAUGGGAUUUAGAUCAUGGAUUUGCUGGUGUUAUUUUAAUCAAAAAAGCAGGCGAUGGAUCAAAAAAGAUCAAAGGUUGUUGGGACUCAAUACAUGUCGUUGAAGUACAAGAAAAAUCAACUGGUAGAAAUGCCCACUAUAAACUUACUUCGACAGCUAUGCUGUGGUUACAAACGAAUAAACAUGGGUCUGGUACUAUGAAUUUAGGCGGAAGUCUCACGAGACAGGUUGAACAAGACCAACCAAUCAGUGAAACUUCACCACAUAUCGCUAACAUUGGUCGUAUGGUGGAAGACAUGGAGAAUAAAAUUCGUAAUACAUUGAAUGAAAUAUAUUUUGGUAAAACGAAGGAUAUCGUUAAUGGCCUGAGGUCAGUGCAAUCGUUGGCCGAUCAAAGGCAGCAAGCUGCCUUGAGACAAGACUUAGCAGCAGCAUUACAAAGGCGAAAUGCUAACAAUUGAUCAUGUGAUAAUCAAGAGAGCUUCGAUUACCAUUGUGAUUAGAACGAAAAAAAUUAAUAUUAAUAAUAAUACUAAUAAAUAAAAUGAAAAAAAGGGAUUAAGAAUAAGAGUAAGAUUAAUUAAGAAAGGGAAAGAAAGUAACAUCAACAGACAUAAAUAUCUACAGUUUAAAUGCGUGGACUCGAACGAUUGAUACCCAUUCAUUCAGUUACACUACUUUGUUAUUAUCUAGAUUUAAUGAAUGCAGGGAAUUUAUUAUGGGGCUACUAAAGAGGACACUUAUGUUAUUGUUUGUUUAGAAAUAUACUCGGUCCCCAGUGGUAUUCAGUAUGUUACGUUGCAAAGCAAACACAAUGUAUUUGUAUAAAUAAAAUUCAUUUUGUUAUAAAG